UGUGAAAGGGGGAAAAGGUGAGGCAAAAACCCUCCUCCGCGGCUCUGCCACCGACCACUGCUCUCGCCGGCCACCGAUCUCGGGAGGAUAAUGGAGCAAAGCCAAAAACUCAUCAUGUCCAACAAGGAAGAAUGUGGCAAGAUGCACGAGCUUGCUCAUAGAUCUUCAGAACUGGAGCCCGAGAUGCAUGCUUUUGACUCAAUGUCCAAGCAUCUGGAUGAAGCAGAUUCAAAAAGUAGCCCUCACAGAAGGAACUAUGAGCAAGAAAAAGGACAGAAAGAGAAACAGCUCGAUCUAUUAUUUGACCUGGUAGAUCAGGCAAAUGCCAAGCAGAAGCUUGAGUUAGAAAUAAAACAGCUGCAUAGCAAACUGGAAGCAAUGAAACACAAAGGUAGUGAAGACUCUAAAUCAAAGAAGAAAGUUGUUGAACAAGAGAGGGAGGAUCAUCAAGACAUCAAACCAAUCUUUCAUACUCUGAUGAUCAAGGAACCGGAUGCCAAUGAUGAGUUGCAGCUUGCUCGGAAGGCACUGAUACAUGGCAUGCAGGAUCUUACAACUCCCCGAGCAAAUUUAGGCAUCAAAAGGAUGGGCGAGAUUGACCUGAAAUCUGUUGAAAAUGCUUGCAAAUAUCAAUUGUCAAAACAUGAUAACCUCAGGAAUCAUGCUGCUUUACUCUGUGCAAGAUUGCAGGAUGAUAUAAGCAAUCCAUUAUGGCACCCUUUUAAAGUUAUCCUUGUUGAUGGAAAUGAGAUGGAAAUUCUCAAUGAGGGUGAUGAGAAGCUUCGAGCUCUGAAACAAAAACACGGUGGGGAAGUCUAUGACCUGGUAACAAAAGCUCUGCGUGAACUUAAUGAGUAUAAUCCCAGUGGCCGUGUUCCUGUACUGGAACUGUGGAACCGUAAAGAGAACCGGAAAGCAUCUAUGAAGGAAGCCGUUGAAUACAUCAUGGAACAAUGGAGAAACAUCAAGCUCAAGAGGAAGCGUACGGAAGAUGCUGAAAGUAUUCGGGAUGACAUGACGCACUAAAGAUUCUGGAAGUACUUAAUUAGAUGUGGUGUUAUUUUGGCCCCAACGCAUUAGAGAUGUGUGACUCUUGAUGAUGAGACGGCAUCUGGUGAACUUAUAACUAUGUUUAGUUGCAGUGGUGUUGUAGAACUGGCAUGAAUGCUUCUUAGUUAUCGUUGGCAGCGGGUUUUUCCUGGUUGACUGUCAAUUAUCAAUCGAUGGCUUGGUUAAUGUGCAUUUGCAAUUGGCCCGCUAUUA
This is a messenger RNA of Lolium perenne, 1263 nucleotides long. Its product is annotated as factor of DNA methylation 2. The record is from RefSeq and is a predicted model, not a curated record. NCBI's taxonomy places the organism in Eukaryota, Viridiplantae, Streptophyta, Magnoliopsida, Poales, Poaceae. Gene Ontology annotation, biological process: gene silencing by siRNA-directed DNA methylation.